AUGGUCAUUAGAAAACUCAGAUCAGUAACCAAAAAAGUUGAUGUUUUUGAUUCUUCUUCUCCUCAGAUAUAUGGAUUGCUGAAUGCUUGGGUAUUUUCUCAAGAUAUUGCUGUUACUCGUGCUUUCCAAGCUGUUAAACUACAUUGGUGGAUCACUAAUGUUAACUCUUAUGAGUCUCAUUAUCCUCAUCGAUCUCAUAACAAAUCCGUUAUAAAUGAGUUCAGCAAGCCACGAAAAACAGAUGAUUUUGUUGAAUUACAAACUCUAAACUGCAAUAAUGCUGAUAUCGUUAAAAACGAUGAUGUUGUCAAUGAUGAUAUUAUUACCAAAGAUAUUACUGAUGAUAAUAAUUUGGUUUUACAACCUUCUUUUUUAGAAUGGUUAAGAUACAUACUAUUGAUUAAACUUUUCUCUCCUCCAAAAAAUUCAUCUCAAUUAAUUGCGCUUAUAUUACCGAGCGAUUCUUUUUAUGACAAUGUGUCUAAUACCUCUUCUUCUUCGAUUGGAAAGAAUAAUUCCAAGCAGAGCAUAACUCGUAGCAAUCAAAAUUAUAAUAAAGACAUUCAUUUAGUUCAUCCUGAAUCCGUUCAUUUAAAAGAUCCUUCUCAAUACUCUUCAUUAGAUUCAUCAUCUCAUUUAAAACAGUUAACUUCAUCUGAUUUUUCGAUAGAUGGUUCUGGAAAUAACCAAACUACUAUAAGUAAUAGAGAUAAUACAAUUGCAAUAGAUAUAUCAAGCCAUGAG
This is a messenger RNA of Racocetra fulgida, 744 nucleotides long. NCBI's taxonomy places the organism in Eukaryota, Fungi, Glomeromycota, Glomeromycetes, Diversisporales, Gigasporaceae. The record is from the annotation of a GenBank genome assembly.